AUGAGUGCUCUCAAGCUCCCCCCUGGUAUCAAGGUAUUUAACAAGAUUGCUGAUUUCAGACAAUGGCGUCGCAGCCUCUUGUUGGACCAAAAGACACUUGGUUAUGUCCCUACCAUGGGAGCGCUUCAUCAAGGCCAUUUGGCGCUAGUACAAGCCGCCAAAGAACGUUGCGAUCAUGUAGCACUCACCGUGUUUGUCAAUCCAGCCCAGUUCGCCCCCACCGAGGAUCUUGCUACUUACCCUCGCACAUUGCAGAGUGAUUUGGACAAACUGGCUAGCUUGGGAGAGGGUGUUGCGUCUGCUGUGCUUGUGCCUCAGGUAGAGGAGAUGUAUCCAGCUGGUAUCAACUUGGAUGUAAGCAAGCAAAAGGGCACAUUUGUCGAGGUGCUUGGUCUUUCGAGUCAGUUGGAGGGUAUUACUCGUCCCAACUUCUUUCGCGGCGUGUCUACUGUGGUCAGCAAGUUUCUGAACAUUGUGCAGCCCGAGGAUGUGUUUUUUGGACAGAAGGAUAUCCAGCAAUGCUUUGUGAUUCGCAACAUGAUUCGAGAUUUGCAUUUCCCCACCAAGAUGCAUAUUUGUCCUACUGUGCGAGAUGAAAAUGGACUAGCACUGUCCUCCAGAAACGCAUAUUUGACACCCACACAAAAGAAAUACGCAUUGGUGUUGUCACAAUCCCUCCAACACAUGGAGCAGCUGUACCGCUCUGGCAGCACCACCAAUGCCACUCAGCUGGUACAGGAAGGUGUUGCGUUGAUUGAAAAUGCGCGCAAGCAGGUAGACGAGCUGAACGAGGAUUGGAAGAUAAAGCUGGACUAUGUGUCUAUCAAUUCAGCAGCUGAUUUGAGUGAGCUCAAGGGCGAGAUCCCUCAGCAGGAAGGCUGUGUGAUCAGCAUGGCUGUGUUUGUUGGCAAGACCCGCUUGAUUGACAAUUUGGUGCUGGAUGUGCCAUUGAACUAG
Mucor velutinosus is the source of this 957-nucleotide messenger RNA. RefSeq lists its product as uncharacterized. Bases 1 to 957 code for a protein of 318 amino acids. The record is from RefSeq and is a predicted model, not a curated record. The transcript is spliced from 3 exons. Gene Ontology annotation, biological process: pantothenate biosynthetic process. Gene Ontology annotation, molecular function: pantoate-beta-alanine ligase activity. Lineage: Eukaryota; Fungi; Mucoromycota; Mucoromycetes; Mucorales; Mucoraceae.